Cylicocyclus nassatus is the source of this 1798-nucleotide messenger RNA. Lineage: Eukaryota; Metazoa; Nematoda; Chromadorea; Rhabditida; Strongylidae. The record is from the annotation of a GenBank genome assembly.
GAUGGAGGAUAAAGCCAUCUACAAGAAUCUCAUCGAUGAAACCAAGGCCCCACGGAAAAACUCCUCAUUACCUCCAUUGAAACUCCAGCUCACAGCCAUUCUUGUGGCUCUAGGUGGACCUUUCAAUUUUGGAUAUCAGUUGUUGAUUACGAAUCCGGCACAGGAAGCAUUCUUGCAAUUUUUGAACGAUUCUCACUAUCAGAACAAGAACGAGUAUUUGGAUCGAGAGCAAUUGGAAGGGAAGUGGUCGUUUAUUAUAUCAAUCUUCUUCUGGGGAUGCACUACAGGAGCGUUCCUAAUUCGUAGCUUGUCAGAAAAAUUUGGACGAAAAAAUGCAUUACAGAUCUCACAUGCACUACAGCUGGUAUCUUGUGGCUUAACGAUUUACUCCUACUUUGUAACAAAUGCUGCUAUUUACGCUAUAGCACGAUUUCUUCUGGGUUUGGCAAUAGCAAUAUCAUUGGGUACGGCUCCGAUGUUCAUCACCGAAUGCAGCCCCAAAGAAUGCCGUGGGGUGACAUCGCUCACGAAUGGUGUGGUGCUACAAUUGGCGCUGGUGUUUGGCGCCAUAACGGCGAUGCCACAGUUGCUUGGAACAGUUGAGCAUUGGUGGAAGCUCUAUGCAAUUGAGUUUGUCAUCACGCUAAUUGUUAUGGUGCUCAUCCCAUUCAUUCACGACAGCCCCGGAUUUUUGCAUUCUCGCGGUCUUGGAAAGGCCAGUCAGCGAUCACUAAGCUUCUAUCACAAUAUCGGAGGAGAGGAAUUGAGUUUGACUGUGAAACAGUUGGACGAGGAGAAUGGAGAUCGACAACAACUUGGCUUGAUAUCAUUGUGGAAGGAUCCAGCUGCUCGUCGAGGAACACUUGUCGGUAUAGUGGUCAUGCUUUCGAUGGCCAUGAGUGGCAUUGCAGCAAUCAAUGCAUUCGCCUUUGAAAUUCUUCUUUCCACUGGUCUUAGCAUUCUACAAGCAUCUAUCGGAAAUAUUGUGAUAUGCAUAAUGUCUGUGCUUGGCAUUAUAACGUCGUCCUUCAUUGUUGAUCGUUACGGUCGUCGAAUUCUCUUAUUAUCAACUUAUGGUCUUCUUGCUAUUGUUAAUAUUUUCAUAGCUGCCCUCAUGUUUGGUUUUGAACACGCAAAGAUCUCAGCCCUCGGAUAUCCCCUUCUUGCUACUAUUUGCGUAUUUAACUUUGUAUUCGCUGCCGGACCCGGUCCUGUGUCUCUGUUUUUGACUGGCGAACUGAUAGGACAGAAUGCUAGAGGAGCCGCAUGCACAUGGGUUAAUAUAUUCAUGUUCUCUCUACGAUCUCUUCUCAUUGCUAGCUACUUACCUCUCAAAAAUCUCAUUGGACAGCCUCUUUCCUACUUUCUACUGUUCUUUCCGCCUAUGGUACUUACCGUCUUCCUCCUCUAUUUCUUCCUUCCCGAGACCAAAGGGAAGACGGCCACUGAAGUAGAAGAAGAAUGGGAGCGUCUUCCUUGUCUACGGAAAACUCGGACAAACUCAAACUCGUCGAGUUUCCGAGCAGUUUGAGCCACUCCAUUUUUAGUGUAGUUACGACUAGACCCUCUGUGAUUCAUAGCUAGCAAGCAAUCACUUCCUUGAUUUUUAUAUAUUUCAAUGUUAUUGUUCCCCAGAUGAUACUUCAGUCCAAAAAAGAAAAUGAGCUUUUCAAAGUGUCAUUGUGUGUGUAUAUACGGGUAGUCAUAGCUGUGUUAGCGACGCAGAAUGCUUAGAAUUUGUGGUUGUUGUUGCGACGCGGUCGCGCCAAAGCCGUACACGCCAAAUGUAAACUGUUGC